AUGGCUCUUCGCCCCUCUUCUGCUGUGCAAGCCAUGGUGCACCGCUGGGCGGUUGGGGCUUUAAGGGGGUAUGUGACAGCAGGUGCGGCAGCAGCAAGGGGUGGUUCGGGCGUGUUUUCUGGUUUGGAGAUUCUUAGCACGGCGCUGAAUCACGCUGUGGCUGAGAUGGUUCGAGGAGCGAGGCUCAUGGGAGUCGAGGAGGAUGGGCUCGGUGGAGGUUCGGAAGGAGGUACGGAAGCAGGUGUGGGAGAAGUUACGAAAGCAGGUCAGGAAGAGGGUACGGAAGCAGGUAUGGGAGGAGGUACGGGAGAUGCAGGAGAGGGGCAAAGAGGGGCAAGCGUGGGGGUGCUGUCAGAGAAGUUAUUCCCGCCUGGGUGGAGGGCGGUGGGGGAUAGGGCAUGGCUGGAGGCGCAUAGGAAGGAGAUAGUGGCCUUGCAGGUGAGCUGUGGGGAGGACGGCAGGCAGCAAGAGGUUUGUCUUCGAGACAUGAAGCUGUGGCUGUAA
Molecule: messenger RNA, 504 nt
Organism: Closterium sp. Yama58-4
Lineage: Eukaryota; Viridiplantae; Streptophyta; Zygnematophyceae; Desmidiales; Closteriaceae
Source: the annotation of a GenBank genome assembly